AGUAUAUUCAAUUAGAUCACAAGUUUUGCAUAACAAUUUGAAAUUAGAAAAACAAGCAAACAAAUAUAUUUAUACAGAGCCCCAUAUUUAUAAAUUUUUGAAGAAACAAUGUCAAGUGCUCAGCUCAAUGCAGGCCAAACUCAUGGUCAGGCUCAGGCCAAGACGGAGGAGUGGGUUCAAUCUGCCCAAAAUGCAGCAAACAAAACCUGUGACAAGAUGGCAGAUUCUAAGGAAUCGGCCCAACAUGGGAAGGAAGAGAGUGCAGGAUUCCUUCAACAGACUGGAGAGAAAAUGGUGAACAUGGCCCAAGGUGCUAUAGAUGGUAUGAAGAACACACUUGGAAUCAAUGAACAUGAAAAGAAGUGAAAACAAAUACCAUCCCAUCUCUCAAAUCAAACAUGGUGUGUGAGCUUUCCAUUUUAGGUUUUGGUAGGGGUUUACCUUCCAACCCAUAAGUGAUAUAUAUAAUGGGUGCAAGUGAAGAAAGUUAUUUAAUGAUGAUUGUGAGAUUUCUAUUAUAAGAAAACUCUUAUAAUCAGAUGUAAUAAAGGCUAUUAUUAGCUUUAGCAAUGUUGCAGAGAUUGCUAGAGUGAAGUGAUGUCAUAUUAAUUUUGGUUUUUAGGGUUUUAUUAGAAUUUUGAUUCUGCCUAAUGGGUAGAUGGUGAAAUUGUUCAAUGAUAUGUGAUUUUCAUUAACAGAAGUCCAAUAGUAUGUAAUAAAAAGCUCAACAACACUGCAAAUUUACUGCAAAUAUUCAACAGUAUUUGCUCAUUUUUA
Molecule: messenger RNA, 777 nt
Organism: Camellia sinensis
Lineage: Eukaryota; Viridiplantae; Streptophyta; Magnoliopsida; Ericales; Theaceae
Product: late embryogenesis abundant protein 1
Source: RefSeq, a predicted model, not a curated record